GUCCUAUCGAUUUAGAUUGGCAGAACCGACUUGACUCUUUUUGCUGACAUAGAGAUAAAGCUCGACACCGUGGCGCCAAGCUGACUCGAGGUGAACCAACGUAGCCCGAGUCUAAGUCGUUGUGCUUCUUUCAGAUAAUGCCCCAUAUGUGGGGUCCGCGGCCUCUCCAUGGCAGGCAGGAGAUCGACUAAAUCUGGACAGAAAUCACGCGCGCGGCCUCGUAUUUAGGGAUUGGGUUUUCACUUUACGGAGAUCGGUCGCCUCCCCUCGUUCGACGGCUUACAUUUGCCCCCUUCUCUCACCCAGAUUUCAGAGAUUUUUGCUCCUCCCUGAGGUUCCCCGUCGAUUCCGUCAGUUUUACUGUCGAGUCGGAGGUUUUUUAUGAGGAGGUACAGUCCACCUUAUUAUAGUCCUCCUAGGAGGGGCUACGGUGGUAGAGGGCGAAAUCCACCUAGGAGAGGAUAUGGUGGGAAGGAGCAGAGUACUGGGAGCCUUUUGGUUCGAAAUAUUCCCCUGAAUUUUCGACCUGAGGAUCUUCGAGUUCCGUUUGAAAGAUUUGGUCCUGUACGAGAUGUUUAUCUUCCAAAAGACUACUAUACCGGGGAGCCCCGUGGUUUUGCAUUUGUGGAGUUUGUUGACCCGUUUGAUGCUUCAGAAGCUCAAUAUCACAUGAAUAGACAACUACUUGGAGGCAGGGAGAUAACUGUAGUUCUUGCUGCUGAAUCACGAAAAAGGCCUGAAGACAUGUGUAAAAGAGCUAGAGUUAGAGGGCCCUCCGGUAAUGAUCGCCGGCAUUCUUCUUAUUAUGGACGCUUACAUUCUUGUUCAAGGUCACCCUCACCGUCUCCCCGUUAUUCUUCAAGGUCCAGACACCGCUCGCGAUCUUACUCUCCUGCACCGAAGUCCUGCAGUGACCACGCUUCUUCCCCACGAAAAAAGCAAUCUAGUCAUGCAAGAUCUCCCAGAAAUCAUUCAAAGGAGCACAAUGAGGAUGUAAAUCAUAGAUCACAUUCUCCAAGCUACAGUGAUGCUAAUCGAAAUGUAGAUGUUAAUCAUCAUGAUAAUAGGCCUCCGCAUGAUGCUGAGGGAUCACGGUCCCAUUGGAGAUCACCAAGGCACUCGUCAGCUUCGCUGCCAGGAUCGCGAUCAAGAUCUGCUGAUUUGAGCCCCAGACGCAGCAGUGAAUGAGAGGUAUGCAUUUUUCUUUCAGGUGCAACAGUGAAUGAUCAUGACGUGCUAUGUUUCUUUCAUGUUAAGCAGAUGAUCAACUCUCUUAGUUUGCUGAGUGACAGUCGACUCGAGUGUUUUAAAGAGGACAGGACAUAAGUGAUGAGUUUUUAUAGCUAACUUAAUUUGGACAUAUGAAUAAGUACUUGUGGUUCUCUUGUUCUGCUAGCUGAUGGUCGAAGAAAAUGCUUGCCAGCAUCAGAUUUCUUUCA
Messenger RNA from Musa acuminata AAA Group (dessert banana), 1439 nucleotides. Its product is annotated as serine/arginine-rich SC35-like splicing factor SCL30. Gene Ontology annotation, biological process: mRNA splicing, via spliceosome. The transcript is spliced from 9 exons. NCBI's taxonomy places the organism in Eukaryota, Viridiplantae, Streptophyta, Magnoliopsida, Zingiberales, Musaceae. Gene Ontology annotation, molecular function: RNA binding. Gene Ontology annotation, cellular component: nuclear speck; cytoplasm. The coding region runs from base 382 to 1188 and encodes 268 amino acids. The record is from RefSeq and is a predicted model, not a curated record.